Penicillium atrosanguineum is the source of this 588-nucleotide messenger RNA. RefSeq lists its product as uncharacterized. The transcript has a single exon. Bases 1 to 588 code for a protein of 195 amino acids. The record is from RefSeq and is a predicted model, not a curated record. Gene Ontology annotation, cellular component: mitochondrion. NCBI's taxonomy places the organism in Eukaryota, Fungi, Ascomycota, Eurotiomycetes, Eurotiales, Aspergillaceae.
AUGUCCAUCUUUGGCUGGGGCUCCAGCUCCAAAUCCGAUGCCAGUGCUUCGACCCCUCAAGAAAGCACAUCCUCAACUCAAGAUGCAGUCCCCUCCUCCGCACCCACACUAUCCGAGCCUUCGACACAAUUAAGCCAACAAUCAAAACCCAAAGAUAAUACGGGCUUGAAACUCUUCCUCGGCGGCAUCGCCUUUUCCGCGUUCUCCGUCUUUAUUACUCGCCGCGCAAACAUUCGGAAGCAGAUCGCAUGCAUCCCACCCUUCUACUCGAGCUCAAUUUACCACCAACCGAACGCGAACGGAGCGAUGGAAGCUUUUGAGGCCCUCAAUCUCGCGACGAUCAACGUGUUCUCCUUUGGCAUGUUGACUGUUGGCGGAACCAUGUACGCAUUGGAUAUUAAUGGAAUCGAGGAUGCGCGGAAGAUCAUGAGAAGCGGACUUGAGGGCUCGGCCCAGGGUAAAUCAGAUGAGGACCUUGAGAACGACGUCCAAGAGUGGGUGGCUAGCGUUCUGGGAAAUCGGUUCGAGAAGCAGUUGGAGAAGGAGCGCGCUAAGAAGAGAGAUGUCACGGCCAAUGAGGAGAACUGA